Molecule: messenger RNA, 2586 nt
Organism: Carassius carassius (crucian carp)
Lineage: Eukaryota; Metazoa; Chordata; Actinopteri; Cypriniformes; Cyprinidae
Product: gap junction beta-1 protein-like
Exons: 2
Coding region: 117-941 (274 amino acids)
Biological process (GO): cell communication
Cellular component (GO): connexin complex
Source: RefSeq, a predicted model, not a curated record
GCUAGUAGCGCGUAAAUCCUUUGCAUUUGCAAAGGGCAUGCUGAUCUUUAGCAAGGCCAUUAGCUGUUUCCUGGAAAUGUCUCUAUAUUAUCACAGCUGAAGUCCUCGAAUCCAGCAUGAACUGGGCGUCGUUUUACGCGGUGAUCAGCGGUGUGAACAGGCACUCGACAGGUAUCGGCCGCAUCUGGCUGUCGGUCAUCUUCAUCUUCAGGAUCAUGGUGCUGGUGGUGGCGGCCGAGAGCGUGUGGGGCGAUGAGAAGUCGGGCUUCACCUGUAACACCCAGCAGCCCGGCUGCAACAGCGUGUGCUACGACCAGUUCUUCCCCAUCUCUCACAUCCGCCUCUGGGCUCUGCAGCUCAUCCUGGUGUCCACGCCGGCCCUGCUGGUGGCCAUGCAUAUCGCUCACCGCCGGCACAUCGAGAAGAAGAUCCUCAAGAUCUCCGGCCGAGGGAACGCCAAGGACCUGGAGAACAUCAAGAGCCUGAGGUUCAAGAUCACCGGUGCUCUGUGGUGGACUUACAUAAUCAGCAUCAUCUUCCGUAUCAUUUUCGAGGUGGUUUUCUUGUACAUUUUUUACUCGAUCUAUCCGGACAUCAAGAUGGUGCGUCUUGUGAAGUGUGACUCUUACCCCUGUCCCAAUACAGUGGACUGUUUCGUGUCGCGUCCCACAGAGAAGACCGUCUUCACUGUCUUCAUGCUGGCCGUGUCUGGAGUCUGUGUCUUGUUGAACAUCGCAGAGGUUAUGUAUCUAAUAAGUCGGGCGUGUAUGAGACAUUUUCAAGGAGCUGCGGGUGAACCCAAAGCACCCUGGCUCCCUCAAAAACUGGCGACUUACAAGCAGAACGAAAUAAAUCAGCUGAUCACAGAGCAUUCGUUCAAGCCGAGAUUCAAUGUUGGGCGAAAGCCUGCGGAUAAGAGCGAACGCUGCUCUGCUUUCUAGACAAAAGCUUCUACCAACUAUCAGUCUUUAAUGGAAGGUGGAUGUCUGUAAUCAUAUUAAUCAGUUGUCAUUGAUUUACUUGUUUCUUUAGUUUAAUGGCCCCAUAGGGAGAAAUAUGCUGGAGAACCAUCAGAUAUUACACAAUUAAUAUGGCACAAGUGUCCAUCUUGUCCCAAAACUGUAUUAGAUUUGAGGAAUAAUCAUAUCUAAACAAACACUGGAGAGAGUAAAGAGUAAGUCACCCGCUUCUGUCCUGAAGUUUGGGGAACUCUGACCUAAAAUAAAUAAAUAUUUGACCAAUACAUAGUCUAUACAUCACAAAUUUAUGAAAGCUUGUUUCCACCAUUGAAUAAGAAAAAUGUAAUUGCAACAUUUUAUCUCACAAUUUUGACUUUUUUUCUCAGAAUUGCAAGAAAAAAAGUCAGAAGUGUAUGUUUUUAGCUCACAAUUCUGUGAAAAAAAAGUCGCAAUAGCCUUUUUUAUUUCAGUGGCAGAAACGGGCUUCCAUACAAAUUGACAUUUUGUCUCAAUAUAAAAAUAAAAACUGCCAUGGUUUGCUGUGUUGAAUGAAGGUGGAAUACAUGUUAUGUUUAACCUUUUUAAUGUAUUGUUAUUUAACAUAAUUUAUUGAAACCGAAACCCUCCAGCAUAAGAGAAGUGGAUGGAUGAAAACAGCCCUAUGACAUCAUAUCCUGUCACCCAUACUUGUUGAUAUAAGUGAUAUUUUGAGCAUCUGAUAUUAUUAUUAUUGUUAUUAUUAUUAUUGCAGUAAAGUGUGUGGUAUGAUUUGAAUGUUACAUUGACAAAAUAGGCAUUUUUAAAAUUGGGUUACAAAUUUGCAACGAUUUUCUAGCAUGACAAUGCCCCUUUUAGUAUCUUUUAAGUUUCUUAUUCUUUUUGGCUUGUAAUUAAUUUGUUAAAAUGGUGGUUCGAAAUUGAUUUUGACUUUCAGUUUGAAUUGUUUCCAUUUGUAGUUUUAUUUUAAUUAGAUGCGUCACAUUUAGUGAAAGUGUUUUUAAAGGGCAUUUUCUUCAUCUUUUCUGCCUUGUGAAACUCUGCAAACACGUUUGUUAAAAAGACAAAACAAACAGACUUGAGGCCACAACAUUUUUUUUUUAUUAUUAUUAUUUGACUGUAAAUGUCUUUUUGUUCUCACAAUGUAAGGAUGUUGAAUCACAGCUUUAUCUAACACACGUUCAGGAGCCACACAAUCACAUAGCACUGACCCGCUGUCCUGCUCUAGUGUGUUUGGGAAAUAAUAUUGUACUUGCAGGACUUUGUUGAAUUCUUUGAUGCAGCUUUUUUUUGCAACGUUGUCAUUAAAGAAAUGCAUUAUAUUGCACAUACCUUAACACAAUAUUGAAUCAUUUUAAUUUCUCCAUAUGUCCAUGUAUUUCAAUCUUGAUUUUUUUUUUUCACCAUUUCAAUAAAGAGGUUAGUUAUUUUAAAAUCUUUUCUGAAGGCUUCACACACUGUACAUGUGCGUUAGCCGUUGUUUUAUAUUGCACAGCCCAAGCUUUAGGAAAGGGACAUUAUUCAGAUCAGUAUGUGUUCUGAACACCAUUCAUUGUUUAUGAUUGUUAUCAGUGACGCUUCAAAUGUGUCUAGACCUUUAAAUCAUGUCAUUAUAGCACUGCUCUAGGAU